AAAUAAUCCAUCUCAUUCCCGAUUCAAAUCCGCAAACACCAUCUUCAUUUAUGUGUAGGACAGACUGACUAGUAGUGUUUCAUUCACUCUCUCUCUCUCUCUCUCUCUAACCAUCAGGUCAAAUAUUUUCCCUCAUCUUUCCCUCCAUUUAUCUCCAUCUCCGCUUUCUCUCUCUACACCUCAGCUUUCUCUCUCUACAACUUUUUUGCCGGUUCCGGUUUCAGUUCACCGGCGGUCAGUCCAAAAGCCGAUAGUAAGUAGUAAAAAAAGCGCGCGGUUGAUAGUAUUAACUGUUAAUUCAGUGAGACAAUGGAUUUGGGUGCGUCGUAUAAUCCGCGUACUGUUGAGGAAGUGUUUAGGGAUUUCAAAGGCCGUCGAGCUGGCUUGAUUAAAGCUCUCACUACUGAUGUUGAAGAUUUUUUCCAGCAGUGCGAUCCUGAGAAGGAAAAUCUUUGCCUUUAUGGAUUUCCUAGUGAACAGUGGGAGGUCAAUUUGCCUGCUGAAGAGGUGCCUCCGGAACUUCCCGAGCCUGCUUUGGGUAUUAAUUUUGCCAGAGAUGGAAUGCAAGACAAGGACUGGCUGUCUCUGGUUGCAGUUCACAGUGAUGCAUGGUUACUUGGCGUGUCCUUUUAUUUUGGGGCUAGGUUUGGAUUUGACAAAGCUGACAGGAAACGCCUUUUCAACAUGAUAAAUGAUGUUCCAACUAUAUUUGAGAUUGUGACGGGAACAGCCAAGAAACAAGUGAAAGAGAAGUCUUCAGUUUCAAAUCAUAGCAGCAACAAGCCUAAAUCGAACUCUAAGGUGCAGGAUGUCUCGGAAUCCCAAGCCAAAUAUUCAAAGGAAAUGCAACUAAAGGAUGACGAUGACGAGGAGGAAGAAGAAGAAGAAGAAGAAGAAGACGAAGAUGAAGACGAAGAAGAACACGGGGAGACAUUAUGCGGUGCUUGUGGAGAAAAUUAUGCAUCCGACGAGUUCUGGAUUUGCUGCGACAUAUGUGAGAAGUGGUUCCACGGGAAGUGUGUGAGGAUAACCCCAGCUAGAGCUGAGCAUAUCAAGCAUUACAAAUGUCCAUCUUGCAGUAGUAACAAGAGAGCGAGGCCUUGAUGUAUGCACUAUGGCAUGAUGGGAACUGCCAACUGUGUAAGUAGGUCAGGUUUGUUUUUAGUCUUGCUGUCUUGAUCUAGGAAAUCUAUUUGAAUGGUAUUAUAUUUAGGUGGCAAAUGUUCGAUUAUAAAAGUAAUUAGGAUAUUUUUAAAUUCAGCCUUGAUUGGGAGAAAGCUCUGGUUUAUGCUAAAAAAGCGAAAAUCACAAAAGUCGAAUUUAUGGAAUUGAGUCGAAUGUAUUAUAGCAAUGACAUAUUGACGAGGAUGUUAAGAGUCGCGUCCGACUCAACACUGAAAUGUUGAUAAAGUGAGAUUUUUCCUUGUCAAA
Messenger RNA from Mercurialis annua (annual mercury), 1431 nucleotides. RefSeq names its product PHD finger protein ALFIN-LIKE 4-like. Gene Ontology annotation, biological process: regulation of DNA-templated transcription. NCBI's taxonomy places the organism in Eukaryota, Viridiplantae, Streptophyta, Magnoliopsida, Malpighiales, Euphorbiaceae. The transcript has 5 exons. The record is from RefSeq and is a predicted model, not a curated record. Bases 310 to 1104 code for a protein of 264 amino acids. Gene Ontology annotation, molecular function: transcription cis-regulatory region binding; transcription coregulator activity; histone binding. Gene Ontology annotation, cellular component: nucleus.